Messenger RNA from Hemibagrus wyckioides, 2389 nucleotides. It is a transcript of the gene upp2, whose product is annotated as uridine phosphorylase 2. Gene Ontology annotation, biological process: uridine catabolic process; nucleotide catabolic process. The record is from RefSeq and is a predicted model, not a curated record. Gene Ontology annotation, molecular function: uridine phosphorylase activity. Gene Ontology annotation, cellular component: cytosol; cytoplasm. The transcript has 8 exons. The coding region runs from base 115 to 1041 and encodes 308 amino acids. NCBI's taxonomy places the organism in Eukaryota, Metazoa, Chordata, Actinopteri, Siluriformes, Bagridae.
AACUUCUGGAUUAAAAAAAAAAAAAAAAAAAAACACCAACGAUUAUAGCAUUAUAGCAAGUCUGGCUGGAAUUUAAGGAACUUUUCUACAGAGAGAUUCAAAGAGCGAAGUAUAAUGGCAGUUAUGGCUCCAAUUUUACACAGUGAUUAUACAGAACAGGAGCAGUAUGUUAAAAACCCUCACCUGGACCACAUGGAGGAAGACAUCCUCUACCAUUUUAACCUGGGCACCAAGACCCACAACCUGCCUGCCAUGUUCGGAGACAUCAAGUUUGUGUGUGUGGGAGGCAGUGCCAACAGAAUGAGAUCUUUCGCUCAGUUCAUCCAUCAGCAGCUGGAGCUCCCGGGGAACGCAGAUGAUAUCAGAGAUAUCUGUGAAGGGACUGACCGCUACGCUAUGUACAAAGUGGGACCUGUGCUUUCCAUCAGUCAUGGUAUGGGUGUGCCGUCUAUCUCCAUAAUGCUGCAUGAACUCAUCAAGCUCUUGUACCACGCCCACUGCCGUGAUGUCAUGCUGUUCCGCAUCGGCACCUCAGGAGGCAUCGGUCUUCCUCCAGGCACGGUGGUGAUCACUGAUAAAGCAAUGGACUCUUUCUUCAGGCCGCAGUUUGAGCAGGUGGUUCUGGGUAAAGUGAUCACCAGGAGCACUGAGCUGGACAAAGACUUGGCUGAAGAGCUCCUGCAGUGUUCCACUGAGCUGCUCAACCUCCCCACCAUCGUCGGCAACACCAUGUGCACACACGACUUCUACGAAGGCCAGGGCAGACUGGACGGUGCCCUGUGCUCAUUCUCCACCGAGGAGAAGCUGGAGUAUCUGAGGAAGGCUCAUGAGGCCGGCAUCAGGAACAUUGAAAUGGAGUCCAGUGUCUUCGCCGCCAUGUGCCGCAUCUGCAACCUCAAAGCCGCAGUGAUCUGUGUGACUCUGCUGAACCGGCUGGAGGGAGAUCAGAUCUCCACGCCCCACGAUGUGCUGGUGGAAUACCAGCAGAGACCUCAGUACCUGGUGGCUCAUUUCAUCAAGAAACAUUUGGCACUCAUCUAAACGCAUUCAUCUUGAUGGGUCUGAUCUUUUAAUUCCAGGUUUUUUAAAGGUAUUGUGGUAUUUUACGACCCGCAUCUCUAUCCACAGCCUUUGCAUCAGUGUGUGUCAGAUAAUCGGGGACGAUAACUUCCACAUGUGAAAAGAACAGUAAAGCUGCUUAGUCAAAUGCUCACUAAGGGCAGCUUAUAAACAUUUACAGACAGUGUACGAGCAUAAAAUGCUGAUUAACUGUAACGGCCGUCAUACAAAAAAAUAGGACAUGAGAGAGAAUCAUAUUAAAGCUGUUCUGAUAAACAAAAAGGAAGACAGAUAAAAAAAUGAAUAAAUGAAUGAAUGAAUGAAUGAAUGAAUGAAUGAAUGAAUGAAUAAAUAAAUAAAUAAAUAAAUAAAUGAAAACCAAUAAAUGAAUAAAUGAAUGAAUGAAUGAAUGAAUGAAUAAAUAAAUAAAUAAAUGGAUAGAUAAAUAAAUAAAUAAAUAAAUAAAUAAAUAAAUAAAUAAAUAAUUGAAUGAAUGAAUGAAUGAAUUUUAAAAAAUAAAUAAAUAAAUAAAUAAUUGAAUGAAUAAAUAAAUAAAUAAAUAAAUAAACUGACAGAGACAAACAAGCCAAAAAAAAAAAACCAAGCAAACAAAUAAACAAUAAUGAUAUCUUCAGGAUAGUCAUCUUUUGACAAUUUAGGUUUUAGGACUAAAUAAUCAUAUAAUUCUGAAUCAAAGCAAAAUUAAAAAAAAAAAAAAAAAAGAUCAUUAAAAUAAUAACCACAGAUUAAUCUUUUCAGUUUCCAUCAGCCUCAUCCCAAAAAGACUUAAUGAACCAUCUUAAAAGUUUUACAGCCUAAUUUACAAAAAAAAGUCAAUUAUUACAAAAUAAAAGUGUUACACAAAAAUACACAUUUGGCAUAACAGUGUAGAGCUGUAGAGAAAGACAUGUCCUCUGCUGUAUUCACACACAUGCUGCAUAUGCAGGAGAUAGAGAUCAGGUGGGUUGAAAAACACUGAAUACACUUUUAAAACUCAAGGAUACGGCUUUUUGCCAUGUUGCAGACUGAACAUGUUUCACGCAGAACGACAUGGACACUGACCUAAAGACAAAAAAGUAACCAACAGCUAAGUAAAUGUCUGUAUAUAAUAUUUAUAAGAAGCACGUGCCAGCGCUGUGCUUUGACUUCUGUACAUAUGUUGUAGAUAUAUUAAAUGCUAUAUUUGUAUUGUACUUUAACACAGUAGUUGACUUUGACUUUUAAUGCUCUUGAAUUUCGAACAGGUUUUUCUUUGAAAAACACAGAAUCAAAUGUGUGUAAUAUAUUAUUUCUUACUGCUUUUUGUGAAUAAACUCACUAUUGAAAAAUA